AUGCACUCCUCAGUCUGCCUUGCUCUCCUCACCUGCCUCUAUGGCACCUCGUUUGCUGCGCCCACCAACGCCGGUAGCUUGACCAAUGGCGCCGAACAUCGUCCUGACGCCAACCCGAGCCUUCCCGUCGUUGUAGACCCCGAGCAAGGUGGUCUUUCCGAUGGUGUAAAGAGGGAUGCCACCAGAAGCUUGCUUGAUGGCCUUAUCCAGGAUGUCCCUAUCGAAGGCGGUGAUGGCGGGCUCGCUGGUGCCGCCAGCCACGUUACCAAGGCUGCCCCUGGGGUCGGCAAGAGAGAAGUCGCUGAUGACGUUGCUGGCAUUGUAACCGGUCUCACCGAGGGCGCUGACAUUGCCGGUGUCACAGACGAAGCUCUUGCCGGACAGAAGAGGGAUGGCACUGUUGGCUCUCCCAAUGGCAUCACGGACAAAGUCCCCAUUGGACAGAACCUUGAUCCCACCGGCAUCGCGGAGAAUCUUCUACACCCAGGAGGCUUUCCGGGAGCUGGCGCUGGUUCUCUUGUCGGUAAACAGAAGCGAGACGGCAUCGGCGGCCUGGGUGAGGGUCUUCCCUUGGGAUCUCCCUUGGGAUCUGCCGGCGGCAUUACCAAGCCCAUCACUGAUAUUGUCGGAAGUCUCCAGUCCCUUGACGGAAACAGCCUUGGUGGUCUCACCCAGUAA
This is a messenger RNA of Metarhizium brunneum ARSEF 3297, 678 nucleotides long. RefSeq lists its product as uncharacterized. NCBI's taxonomy places the organism in Eukaryota, Fungi, Ascomycota, Sordariomycetes, Hypocreales, Clavicipitaceae. The record is from RefSeq and is a predicted model, not a curated record.